AUGGGGCUGCUGAGUAUUAUUAGGAAACAAAAACUCAAGGAUAGAGAGAUUCGCUGCUUAAUCUUAGGACUAGACAAUUCAGGGAAGUCAACGAUUGUGAACAAAUUAUUGCCCGAAGAUGAGCAAAAUGCUAAUGAUAUAAUGCCCACGGUCGGUUUUCAGAUACAUAGUCUUAUGAUACGAGAUGUGAUGGUAUCGCUAUGGGAUGUUGGUGGGCAACGCACAUUAAGGCCAUUUUGGGAUAAUUAUUUUGAUAAGACGCAGGUGAUGAUAUGGUGUAUAGAUGUAAGCCUUAUGAUGCGACUUGAUGAAACUUUGCAAGAGCUGAGUGAACUAGUCAAUAGAGACGAAAACCGAAUAGGAUACGAGUGCGCAGUCAUCAUUGUGUUGAACAAGAUUGAUUUGGUGGAAAACAAGUCCGAACUGUGUCAAAGAUAUGCAUCGGUAGAAAGCAAGCUGAAGCGUCUGUUCAAGCCGGACAUCCGAGUAGCCCUCGUUCAAUGCAGCGGGAUCACCGGAGAAGGUAUCGACAACCUGCGUGACGGACUGGUGGAGGCCUGCCAUUUUACCUAA
This is a messenger RNA of Saccharomyces mikatae IFO 1815, 573 nucleotides long. RefSeq names its product Arf family GTPase CIN4 (gene CIN4). Gene Ontology annotation, cellular component: microtubule cytoskeleton; cytoplasm. Gene Ontology annotation, biological process: protein folding. The transcript has a single exon. NCBI's taxonomy places the organism in Eukaryota, Fungi, Ascomycota, Saccharomycetes, Saccharomycetales, Saccharomycetaceae. Gene Ontology annotation, molecular function: GTP binding; GTPase activity. The record is from RefSeq and is a predicted model, not a curated record. The coding region runs from base 1 to 573 and encodes 190 amino acids.